This is a messenger RNA of Columba livia (rock pigeon), 1301 nucleotides long. RefSeq names its product surfactant protein C (gene SFTPC). Bases 179 to 730 code for a protein of 183 amino acids. The record is from RefSeq and is a predicted model, not a curated record. Gene Ontology annotation, biological process: respiratory gaseous exchange by respiratory system. Lineage: Eukaryota; Metazoa; Chordata; Aves; Columbiformes; Columbidae. The transcript is spliced from 5 exons. Gene Ontology annotation, cellular component: alveolar lamellar body; extracellular region.
AUGCCGGGAAAGGGCUCUCGGAGGCUUCACGCCCCUUCCUCAGCUCCUCUCCCCACUCAGCAAACAGCACAAGUGGCACUUUGGCAGCUGGGGUGGCCCCCACCCUGCCCCCCCAGGAGACCUAUAAAUCCCCAGGCUCUGUCUGGCAAAGGGACAGGAGCCCCAGAGCGAGGGAGCAAUGGACGGCAGCUCCAAAGAGCCGCUGCUGGAGGAGGCGCCUCCGAGCUACACGGCCUCCCACCGCCUGCCCUGCAUCCCCCACCAGCUCAAGUGCCUCCUGAUCGUGGUGGUGGUGGUGGUGGUCCUGGUGGUGGUCAUCGUCGCCUUCCUCCUCCUGGGGCUGCACAUCACCGAGACGCACGCUGAAACGGUCUUGCGGAUGACCAUCCAUGGUCGGGACGGCGAUGGGACCCCCCAGCAGCUCUCCAUGAGCAAGAAGGAGAGGACAGGGACAUUCGCUGUGCGGGAUGGGCUCAACACCUCUGCCAUGGUGGUGUACGACUAUGGAAAGCUGCUGGUGGGCUACAGGUCCUGGCGUCACCACGUCUGCUAUGUCACCCGCAUGGACAAGGACAACAUCCCGGGGUUGGACGCUGUCACCGAGACCUUCCAGCGUCGGCAGGCUGAGAUGAAGGAGGUUGGGGACAAUGACAUCCCGUUGGCCGACCGCUCCCUCCUGGGCACCACCGUCAACAUCCUCUGCAGCACCGUGCCGGUGUUCUGGGCAUAGCACCAGCUGGGGGGACGGGACAGGGGGGUGGGGAUGGCACUGUCCUCACGGGACAUGGAGGUGGGGAUGUCACUGUCCCCACGCUCCUGGUGUUGCCGGGCAUCUCUCCUCCACGGCUCAUCAGCCACAGCCGCUCAGCACCGCGGUUUUCCCACGGCACUUGCAAUAAAAACCUGGGAUUUGCUUCGGGAUUCACGCCUCUGUCUGCAGAAUAAAACUUGUGCCCCCACCUCCGAGUGCUGCACUUGUCCUUCCCUCCCAGUGCUGCUUUUGUCCUUCCCCUCAUGUUGGCCAAAUGGGGUGCCAGGGGGAGGUGACACGGCACCCCAGGGAUGUCCCCCGGGGACAGAUGUGUCCCUUGUGUUGGUGUGCUCAGGACAAGCCCCAGCUGAGGAGCACCAGCAGCAGCGCACAUUGCACACCAGGCUGUGGGGCUGCACGGCCAGAGUCCCCCCCAUGUCCCCUCCUGCUUUCAGAGGGAGGAUGAGAUGUCAGGGGGACCCUCUGCACCCCAGUGCACCCAGUCAGGGUCUGGGCCACCCCUCUAGGACAUGUCCCCAUCCUUGUCCUC